CCCCCGCCUCCGUGCGCCGCACGACCCGCGAGAGAGACGCCUCUUCUCUCGCCGUCGUCGUCAUGAGCCCCUCGUUCGCGGAACCGCCGAACAAGGUGGCUCGGACGCUGUGCGCCCCCGCCGAGGUCGCCGGCCUGCGACGCGCGCUCGACAUCGUCCGCGCGACGCGGGACGUGUACAAGACGCAGCAGGGGCUCUCGCAGCUGACCUUCUUCGUCGGCGUCAUGAACGUCUUCCUCACCGCGUUCAUACUCGGCAACACCCCGGAGUAUUACUGGGUUUGGCAGCUCCUCAAGAACGUCGCGAUGUCCACGGCGUCGUACGUCAUCAAGUACCGCAACCACCAGAGGCUCUACCUCCUCGACCUGUGCCACGUGUUGGGUUUCUUCUACAUCGUCAUCGCGUUCGCGGGGCUCCUCGCCUCCGCGAGCCCGCACCUCCACGCCAUCUUCGCGCCGUUCACGUCCUCCAAGCUCCUGUUCCUGACCGCGUUCGGGAUCGCGAACGGCCCGCUCGCGUGGGCGAUCCCCACGUUCGGCAACGCGCUCGUCCUGCACAGCCCCAAGCACGCCGUCGCGCUCAUCGUUCACAUCUCUCCACCGUUCGUCACCUGGGCGAUGCGUUGGCACGCGGACGCGCACGAGCGCGCGUUCCCGGGCGUCUUCGGCGUGCCGCACGCGAACAGCGGAGAUGCGAAGCGAGGGACGUCGUACGCGGAGAGCGUCACGACGAUGGACCUCCUGGUCCCCGCGGCGACGUUAUACUUCGCGUGGGCGGGCGCGCACGUUUUGUGGCUCUUGCUCUUCGGCCGGCACAAGGGCGCGAAGAAGACGGCGGUCUACGGCACCCCUCGCGCCGAGCUCGUCAGCGACACGGUGUAUCACUACACGAUGCGCACGGUGAAGCCGUUCGGGGACGUGUGCGGGUACGAGGUGGCGAGGCCGUCGAAGGCGAGCCCGAUUUUGUGGUACAUGGCGUGGCACGCUGGCGGGUGCGUGGGGCCGAUGGUUUUGUUGGGGGUCUGGUGGCAUCACUACUACGCGCACUGCGCGCUGCUGCUGAUGACGGUCGCGUCGUGCGCGUGGCACGGCGCGGGGCAGUACGCGCACGCGAUGUUGAAUCAGAACGAGCGGAAGAUACGGGCGCUGUUGCCGGACGACGACGAGGACGGCGGGAAGAAGAAAAAAUAAGCUUAAUUUUAUUUUUAUUCUCAUCACGUUUC
Micromonas pusilla CCMP1545 is the source of this 1222-nucleotide messenger RNA. RefSeq lists its product as uncharacterized. Bases 63 to 1190 code for a protein of 375 amino acids. Gene Ontology annotation, biological process: phosphatidylcholine biosynthetic process. The transcript has a single exon. The record is from RefSeq and is a predicted model, not a curated record. NCBI's taxonomy places the organism in Eukaryota, Viridiplantae, Chlorophyta, Mamiellophyceae, Mamiellales, Mamiellaceae.